AUGAAAGAAAUUACGCAAAGAUCGUUCAGCCACGCAUUUUACAUAAAAGCCCCAGAAACAAUGACAAGAAAAACACUAUCUGAUUUAUGGGAUAACUUAAGUACUGACAGCAACGAGGUUAUUCUGCAAACGAAAGUAGGCUUUUUAAUCAAAUCUGACCAAAAUAAACCGAAUAUUAUAGACAAUUUAAAAAACUCAUUGAAACAUAUUUUAAACUACUCUGAAACAAAACCUUCAACUCAGACAUCGGUAUACAAUAGCAAUACAUCAAAAAAUACAUAUAGUGUGGUCAUUGGAUCUGUAGAACACGAUAUAACAGAUGAAGAAUUAAGCUCAUUCCUUAUGAAUUCAAACAUAAAUCACAGAUAUUGUAAAAGAAUAACGUCUAAAGCAAUAAAUAAACCAACAUACAUGAUAAUAAUCAUAUCUGGAUGCCUACAAUCCACAGAAAAAAUAUUAAAUGAAGGUGUAUUUUAUAAACACAAACAUUUUCCAGUGUAUCCUAGUCUGCCACCAGCUCCAAUCCCUCAGCCGUGCUCUCGCUGCCAACAAUUUACACACACAAGAGAAAACUGUACAACCUCAAUUAAAUGUAGCAAGUGUAAUGGACCCCACCAUUUCAGCAAAUGUAACACACAACUUCCACAAAAGUGCGUAGGCUGCGGUGCUGAAGACCACUCUGCAUGGUCUUUGAAAUGCCCAAACCGGCCAACAAAGCUAAUUCAAGGAAUUCCCAACAAUCUCAUAAAAGUGUUAAACAAAAAAUCUAAAGAGAUAGAUAAAAAAUUACCACAAGCAGAAAGAUUAAUUCAAAUAUUACAGUCUAUGAUCACAUUCUUAAUACAUAUAUCAAUAAACUUAAUAAGGAAAAAAAUACACAGAGAGAAGAACUCAUCGGAAAACUUAGAAAAAGAUUUGUUACACAACACAAUAUAG
Molecule: messenger RNA, 936 nt
Organism: Psylliodes chrysocephalus
Lineage: Eukaryota; Metazoa; Arthropoda; Insecta; Coleoptera; Chrysomelidae
Source: the annotation of a GenBank genome assembly